AUGGCUGGUUUGUUAACCGGUGAUACCUCUCUCCAUGGAGUUUUUGAAUCCGGAGCUCCUAAAGGCUCUCAGGAGAAGCCAGAAGAAGGUGGUGGUAGAUGGUAUUUUUCUAGGAAAGAAAUUGAAGAAAAUUCUCCCUCUAGACGAGAUGGAAUCGAUUUGAAGAAAGAGACUUAUUUGCGCAAGUCAUAUUGUACAUUCUUGCAGGAUCUAGGGAUGAGGCUUAAAGUCCCUCAAGUAACAAUUGCAACGGCAAUAAUUUUUUGUCAUCGGUUCUUCCUUCGCCAGUCACAUUCAAAAAAUGACAGAAGAACUAUAGCCACUGUCUGUAUGUUUCUUGCUGGAAAAGUUGAAGAAACUCCUCGCCCUUUAAAGGAUGUAAUACUUGUAUCUUAUGAAAUAAUUCACAAGAAGGAUCCUGAAGCAGUGCAAAGGAUCAAGCAAAAGGAUAUAUACGAACAACAGAAAGAACUAAUUUUGCUUGGUGAGAGAGUAGUUCUGGCAACCCUUGGAUUUGAUCUCAAUGUGCUACAUCCAUAUAAGCCCCUUGUCGAGGCAAUAAAAAAAUUCAAGGUUGCUCAAAAUGCCCUCGCGCAGGUGGCUUGGAACUUCGUGAAUGAUGGGCUUCGGACGUCUUUAUGCUUGCAAUUUAAGCCCCACCAUAUUGCAGCAGGUGCCAUUUUUCUUGCUGCAAAGUUCCUCAAAGUAAAGCUCCCAUCUGAUGGCGAGAAGGUUUGGUGGCAAGAGUUUGAUGUCACUCCACGCCAAUUGGAGGAGGUUAGCAAUCAAAUGCUGGAACUGUAUGAGCAAAACAGAGUGCCACCUUCUCAGGCUAGCGAAGCUGAAGGCAGUGCUGGAGGCACUCCGCGGCCUCCACCAAAAGCUCCUGGUACCAAUGAAGAGAGCAGCACAAACCAUUCUCAUUCUCAGGGUGGUGUUGCUUCUGCUAAGCCUGGAUUAUCGAAGUCAGCUUCUAGGGUCACUGCCGAUCAAUCACAUCCUGAUAAUCAUCUUGGUACUGCAAGGUCUACUCAGAAUCGAAGUAAUGAUUAUGGAAGUUCUGAAGCGCAUAACCAUUCAGAUUUUAAGGGGGACGGUGAGCUCAUUGACAACCAGCGCCAUGAACAAGAGCCUUAUCCUAAUACUGGAGAGGCAGCAAAUUCAUUCAGAUAUGCAUCGGGGGGCCAUAAAGAUGAAUAUGAAGAAAAGAGCGAUGGUAGGAUUGAAAAUAGGGAUACAGGGGAGCAACAAAAAGACAAAUCUCAUGGUCGUAUUUCAGAAAACAAGGAUGGUUCGGUUGGCCAGUCACCUCAGCAAGGCCCGAAGUUGGACAAGAACAAGUUGAAGGCUCAAAUUGAGAAAAGAAGGAAGUCACGUCCAGAUAUAUCUCGAAAAUUUGAUGUUAUGGAUGAUGAUGACCUGAUAGAAAGAGAAUUGGAAGAUGGUAUUGAAUUAGCUACUGAGAAUGAAAAGAUCAAGUCGGAAAGAGAACAAAGUUUGUCCAAACGUACUUCAAACAGGCUGGAGCAUCACGAGAGUUCGCAUCAAUUCAAGCAUCCUGAUGAGGCAGGAGAUGGGCAUAACUCAUUAACGAAGGGGCAGUUCUCGCAUGGAGAAGAUUUUGAUAACGUGGAGGAAGGAGAACUAGAACCGUUUGAUAAUGCUGACCGGGGAUAUCAGUCUCCAAAGUCGAAUAAUCGCAAGCGUAAAGCUGGCAGUCCUACUGACAAGUUAGUAGAGGGAAAACAACGGCAGCAUGAUUACAUGGGAUCGCAUAACCAUAGCCACCAUGACUAUCCUGAAGAUCGGAAUCGGAUUGGUAGGCUUGGUUAUUCUGAAAGGGAUCACAAAAGGCAUGCACAAGAGAAUCACGUUUAA
This is a messenger RNA of Oldenlandia corymbosa var. corymbosa, 1878 nucleotides long. NCBI's taxonomy places the organism in Eukaryota, Viridiplantae, Streptophyta, Magnoliopsida, Gentianales, Rubiaceae. The record is from the annotation of a GenBank genome assembly.